This is a messenger RNA of Bufo bufo (common toad), 1116 nucleotides long. Its product is annotated as protein ANTAGONIST OF LIKE HETEROCHROMATIN PROTEIN 1-like. The record is from RefSeq and is a predicted model, not a curated record. Lineage: Eukaryota; Metazoa; Chordata; Amphibia; Anura; Bufonidae. The transcript has a single exon. Bases 1 to 1116 code for a protein of 371 amino acids.
AUGCAUUUUUUACAGAUGCUUCUCCUUUUGGCAAAGCAGCGCCGCCGACCAGUGAUUUGGGCUUUCCCUCGUGCCAAUGAGUGGUGGAAUGUGACCGUCCCAGGAUUCACCCACAGACAGUGGGUGCAGAAUUUAAGGAUGUCAGAGGAAACCUUCUCAUUCCUUUGUGCAAAGCUACGUCCAGUGAUGGAAAAGAAAAGCACCAACUUCAGAGCCUGUUUGCCUGUAAGGAAAAGAAUUGCCAUUGCACUGUGGAAGCUGGCUACCAACAGUGAAUACAGGAGUAUAGGUCAUCUUUUUGGUGUCAGCAAAUCAUCAGUGUGCCGGUGUGUGCAGGACUUCUGUAAGUCUGUGUGCACAUUGCUAGCGCCUGAAAUUGUUCAUUUUCCUAACAGGGAAAAGCUCAAAGACAUGGCUGAGUACUUUGAGAACAGGUGGGGCCUUCCACAGUGUGUUGGUGCUAUUGAUGGCUCACACAUACCAAUAAUAGCACCACAAGAAUACCACACUGACUACUUCAACCGAAAAGGCUGGCAUUCCAUCAUCCUCCAGGGAGUAGUGGAUGGCAAGGGACUAUUCUGGAAUGUGAAUGUAGGAAAGCCUGGGAGUUUGCAUGAUGCUCGGGUUCUCCGAUUGUCAACAUUAUGGGAUUGGGUUGGCCAGGGAGGCCUGUACCCUGUUAGCACUAAGAACAUUUGUGGGGUGAAUGUUGGCUAUUAUGUGCUUGGGGACUCUGCCUAUCCUUUACAAAAUUGGCUCCUGAAACCAUUUCCAGACAAUGGGCGCCUAACAACAGAGCAGCAAAUCUACAACAAGAAAACAUCCAGGGCACGUGUUGUAGUGGAAAAUGCGUUUGGAAGACUUAAGGGUAGAUGGAGGUGUCUUAUGAAGAGGAAUGACAGUGACAUACAACUAACCAAAUCCAUGGUCCUAACGUGCUGUGCUCUUCACAAUCUUUGUGAAAGUCAUGGAGAAGACUUUGACCAGGAUUGGAAUACAUCUCCAGAAGAGCCAGUACCAGUAAUAGCAGCACAGGAUAUGGAAGAAGAGUGCAGUGAAAUACGUCAGGCUCUGAUGAGGCACCUUAACGUUAACGUUGUUACCGUGAAUAAUUAA